AUGACGUGUAUAGAGCCGCGUGAUGUGGUGCUGAAGUUUAAUAAGCCCCUGCAAGGUCCCAAUUUAAGAUCGAAAACUUACAUGGAGGAUGCUGAGCGACGAGGUCCUCACACCACUGGUACGGAAUUAGACACUCAAAUUUUUGGCCAAGUCGAAGCCGAAAUGGUACGGAGAGAACAGCCAAUCAUUCAUGCCAACCUUAAUAUCGACGUAAUCUGGCCUCAUACAGGAGAAUGUUGGACAGACAUGAUCCACCCUAUGGGGGAGGGGGGAGGGGGGAGGGGGGAUUUAUAG
This is a messenger RNA of Botrytis sinoallii, 294 nucleotides long. RefSeq lists its product as uncharacterized. The transcript has a single exon. Lineage: Eukaryota; Fungi; Ascomycota; Leotiomycetes; Helotiales; Sclerotiniaceae. The record is from RefSeq and is a predicted model, not a curated record. Bases 1 to 294 code for a protein of 97 amino acids.